AUGAGAAUUCUCUGUUUCUAUAAAUUGCCUAUAUAUGAAGGAAGAGAUAUACUGAACAUUGUCACUCAUUGUGUUACAAUAGGAGCAAAUAUGAAAGACAUUGCUGAUGAGAAUGUUGCGGACAAUGUAAUAUCAUUAGAGGAGCAAACGUUAGCAGAAAAUGAUCCGAUGGUGCCGGAGGUGGGAAUGACCUUCAAUGAAGAAAAAGAAUUGUGGGACUUUUAUAAAGGAUAUGUGUAUUAUGUUGGGUUUCCAGUUAGAAGAAGGAAUUCGAAAAAAGGGAAUGAUGGGAAAAUGAAAUAUGUCACCUUCACAUGUAGUCGUGAAGACCGAAGAACAACUAGUACGAGCGGUUCUUUGAAGCCCCAACCAACAAUUCAGACAAAUUGUAAAGCCAGGAUCACUGCAUGUCCAGAUUAUCAUGGGAUCUGGAGAAUUAAUAAAGUCCACCUCGACCACAAUCAUAAAACAAGUCCUUCGAAGUCGAGGUUGUAUCGCUGUAAUCGGGAGUUGAGUUCACAUGUGAAACGGAAGCUUGAAGUAAAUGAUAUGACAGGAAUUCCAUUGCAUAAAAGCUACAACUCCGUAGUUGUUAAAGCGGGUGUAUAUGAAAAUAUCACUUGCGUGGAAAAUGAUUGUAGAAAUUAUGUUGAACAAGUGAGACGAUUAAGGCUUGGGGAAGGAGAUGCUGCAGCAAUAUACUCCUACUUUUCCAGGAUGCAAGCCCAAUGCUCGGGAUUCUACUUCAGCAUAGAUUUGGACAAUGAGUCUCGUUUGAGAAAUGUAUUUUGGGCAGAUAAUAGGUGUUGGGAAGCAUACAAAGAAUUCGGCGACGUUGUCACAUUUGACACCACUUACUUAACUAACAAGUACGAUAUGCCUUUUGCCCCUUUUGUUGGCAUUAAUUAUUACGGACAAUCAACACUACUCGGUUGUGGUUUAUUGUCGAAUGAGGACACGGAUACUUUUGUGUGGCUAUUUAGGACGUGGCCUCAGUGUAUGUAUGGAAAAGCUCCCCAAGGAAUCAUUACUGAUCAAGAUAGGGCUAUGCAAAACGCGAUUGAGAUUGUUUUUUCGGAUACAAAACAUCGAUGGUGUUUGUGGCAUAUUUUGAAGAAAUUGCCAGAAAAAUUUGGAUACCACAGUAAUAAGGCUUCGAUUUUUUCGAGCAUACAUGGCUUGGUGUAUGAUUCACAGUGUGUUGAAGAAUUCGAAGAAGGAAUGUCAACAACUCAGCGUAGUGAGAGUAUGCAUGCCUUCUUUGACGGGUAUGUUCAUUCGAAGACCUCUUUAAAACAGUUCGUCGAGCAAUAUGAACGAGCACUUAGGAAUAAAGUUGAGAAGGAGUUUUAG
Molecule: messenger RNA, 1353 nt
Organism: Olea europaea var. sylvestris
Lineage: Eukaryota; Viridiplantae; Streptophyta; Magnoliopsida; Lamiales; Oleaceae
Product: protein FAR-RED IMPAIRED RESPONSE 1-like
Exons: 2
Coding region: 1-1353 (450 amino acids)
Source: RefSeq, a predicted model, not a curated record